Messenger RNA from Xenopus tropicalis (tropical clawed frog), 425 nucleotides. RefSeq names its product S100 calcium binding protein P (gene s100p). The record is from RefSeq and is a predicted model, not a curated record. Lineage: Eukaryota; Metazoa; Chordata; Amphibia; Anura; Pipidae. The transcript is spliced from 2 exons. Gene Ontology annotation, molecular function: calcium ion binding; transition metal ion binding. Bases 73 to 357 code for a protein of 94 amino acids.
AGCAGGGACAGAGGACGCCCAUAUUGCCUUCAGUUCCUGACACAACAAGAGUAGCAGAGCCCCGUUGCCACCAUGAGUGAGUUAGAGACGGCCAUUGCAAUGAUCAUUGAUGUCUUUGAUAGAUAUGCUGGUACAGAGGGCAACAAACUGACACUCACCAAGGGGGAAAUGAAGACACUUUUAGAGAAAGAGCUUCCUGGGAUCCUUGGGAGUGCAAAGGAGAAGGACGCUUGCGAGCAACUCAUGAAAGAUCUAGAUGAAAACGGAGACUCCGAAGUGGACUUCAAUGAAUUCAUUAUCUUCGUGGCUGCAAUCACCUGCCUUGGACACAAGAAAUUUGCAGAACCCAAGGAAUAAACCCAAACAGAAUAUUUGCAUUGUUUCAGAAAUAAAGCUUUAUAUAAAACUUUUUUUAUCAAUCGAAA